This is a messenger RNA of Sorex araneus (European shrew), 1889 nucleotides long. Its product is annotated as zinc finger and BTB domain-containing protein 14-like. The record is from RefSeq and is a predicted model, not a curated record. Gene Ontology annotation, molecular function: protein binding; RNA polymerase II cis-regulatory region sequence-specific DNA binding; DNA-binding transcription factor activity, RNA polymerase II-specific. The annotation marks the transcript as partial. Gene Ontology annotation, biological process: regulation of transcription by RNA polymerase II. Gene Ontology annotation, cellular component: nucleus. NCBI's taxonomy places the organism in Eukaryota, Metazoa, Chordata, Mammalia, Eulipotyphla, Soricidae. The transcript has a single exon.
CUCAACUGGCUCUUCUCCGCAUGUGGAGUUAGAGUAGACCCAGCAGACAGGACCAGAGAAUCCUGGCCUCAACCUGUUUUCUUAAAUCAUGGAGCUGACUUAUUUGUCAUUGUUGCCUGUAAUUCCCGGGAAGCACAGGAGUUUUUUAUCAGUAUGUCUGAAACCAUUAAAUAUAAUGAUGAUGAUCAUAAAACUCUGUUUUUGAAAACGCUAAAUGAACAACGCCUGGAAGGAGAAUUUUGUGAUAUCGCUAUUGUGGUUGAAGAUGUGAAAUUCAGAGCACACAGAUGCGUUCUUGCAGCCUGCAGCACCUACUUUAAAAAGCUUUUCAAGGAGCUUGAGGUUGAUAGUUCUUCUGUCAUAGAAAUAGAUUUUCUUCAUUCUGAUAUAUUUGAAGAGGUCCUGAACUACAUGCACACAGCUAAGAUUUCCGUGUAAAAAGAAGAUGUUAAUUUAAUGAUGUCAUCAGACCAUAUCCUUGAUAUUCGAUUUUUGGAUAAACUCUAUUCUCAGAAGCGUGACGUGUCUAGCCCUGAUGAAAAUAACGGCCAGUCAAAAAGUAAGUAUUGCCUCAAAAUAAAUCGCCCUAUUGGAGAUGCUACUGACACCCAAGAUGAUGAUGUAGAGGAAAUUAGAGAUCAGGAUGACAGCCCUUCAGAUGACACAGUAGAAGGCACGCCCCCAAGUCAGGAGGAUGGCAAGUCACCCACGACGACGCUCAGGGUUCAGGAAGCCAUCCUGAAGGAGUUGGGGAGUGAGGAAGUGCAAAAGGUGAAUUGCUAUGGCCAGGAAGUAGAGUCCAUGGAAACCCCAGAAUCAAAAGACUUGGGGUCUCAGACCCCUCAAGCCUUAACAUUUAAUGAUGGGAUGAGCGAGGUGAAGGAUGAACAGAUGCCAGGCUGGACAACAGCCACCAGUGACAUGGAAUUUGAGUACUUGCUCUAUGGCCACCAUUGGGAGCAGAUCGCCUGUCAGGCUUGUGGGAAGACAUUUUCUGAUGAGGGCCGAUUGAGGAAGCAUGAAAAACUCCACACGGCAGACAGGCCGUUUGUUUGCGAGAUGUGUACAAAAGGUUUUACCACACAGACCCACCUGAAGGAACACCUAAAAAUCCACACCGGAUAUAAGCCCUACAGUUGUGAUGUGUGUGGAAAAUCGUUUAUUCGUGCUCCGGACUUAAAGAAGCACGAGCGAGUGCAUAGUAAUGAAAGACCUUUCGCAUGCCACAUGUGUGACAAAGCCUUCAAACACAAGUCCCACCUCAAAGAUCAUGAGCGGAGACACAGAGGAGAAAAGCCUUUCGUGUGUGGCUCCUGCACUAAGGCCUUUGCCAAGGCGUUGGAUCUGAAAAGGCAUGAGAACAAUAUGCACAGUGAGAGGAAGCAGGUGACCCCCAGUGCCAUCCAGAGUGAGACUGAACAGUUGCAGGCAGUAGCAAUGGCCACUGAAGCAGAGCAGCAGUUGGAAACAAUUGCCUGUAGCUAGAAAUGAUGGGACUGGAACAUUGGCCUGUGUGGCAAGCCGUGAGACUGAGUUUGCAUUGUUCAGAAUCAGUGAACACCAGUCACUGUAUUCUUGUGGAAACUUGUGGGACAUUGUACUCACUGGACUAAUGGCAGUGGUUGGUUGGGUGUUUGUAAAACUUUUCAAGGAAAUAAUGUUCCUUGAUUCUGACCAGUUUCACUGUCCCAUCUGGUGUUUAGUAUUACUGUCACCAGUAAGCCCUCCUUCUCUCUUUUUUAUGAUUUUGAAAACUCCUGUGUCCAGUUCAGAAGUGAGAGACUUCUAUUCCAUUGUUACUUUCUCUCUAUACUUGUUGCGCUUGUGAGCGUGUUGCACAGAGUGAUAAUUGAGUAAAUUGAUUUCCCAAUCAUCAGGAUUAUUUGUGA